Molecule: messenger RNA, 1083 nt
Organism: Histoplasma mississippiense
Lineage: Eukaryota; Fungi; Ascomycota; Eurotiomycetes; Onygenales; Ajellomycetaceae
Exons: 2
Coding region: 1-1083 (360 amino acids)
Biological process (GO): actin filament organization; endosomal transport; endocytosis
Cellular component (GO): plasma membrane; cytoplasm
Molecular function (GO): protein binding; calcium ion binding
Source: RefSeq, a predicted model, not a curated record
AUGUCCGAGAAGAAAAUAGAACAAUGGGAAGUCGAGAGAUACUGGGAGAUCUUCUCUUCGCUCUCCAAUGGCCAACCACACCUGAACAACGCGCAGGCCGCGACAGUCCUAAGGAACAGCCGAUUACGAGACGACCAACUGGAAAAGGUGUGGGAUUUAGCAGAUGUUGACGGAGAUGGCGAGUUGGAUUUUGAAGAGUUUUGCGUGGCUAUGAGGCUUAUUUUUGAUCUUGUGAAUGGGGAACCAUCGCGGGGAGAUAACAUGUGGGUAUCACUUAUGAAUCCUCGCCAUAUCCUUCUAAUACAGCCGCUGACAUUCGAUGCCCUCCUUCCAACUCCAGUCGACUCCCUCCAACCCCUGUACGACUCCCUUGCCGUACCCGACACCGACAUCCGCUCCGCCUGGAACCUCGUCAACCCCUCUGCCUCCUCCACGAUCUCCAAAGAUGCCACCCUCGCCUUCCUCCACAUCCUGAACAACAGACAUGAGGGCUACCGUAUCCCGCGUACCGUGCCCGCUUCGCUUCGCGCUUCUUUCGAAUCCAACAAAAUCGACUACCAACUCGACAACGUCCGCCCGGCUCAGCGGUGGGGUGCUGACACAGAUGUGGAUACCAGCACAGGCCGUAAAGCUAAAUUUGGUGACGCUUAUCUCAGUCGGUUAGGCGUUGGCGGACGAACUACAUACCGCCCGCAGGGAACGGAUUUCAGCAACACCAUACAGGAUCAGGAGUGGGAGAAAGUACGGCUACGGCGGGAGCUAGCGGAGUUGGAAAAGAAGCUGGAGGCUGCUGACGGCGCGAUGGAGUCGAGGAAAGGUGGAGGUGGCUCUGUCAAUGGUGGGCCCAAUUGGACACUCAUCAAGAAGGAGGCGUUGCAGUUGCUGGAAUAUAAAGAAAGGGAGUUGCGAGAGCUUAGAGAGGGGACAGGUAAGGUCAAAGAAGGGGAGAGCCUGGAGAGGUUGAGGGAGGAUGUUAAGACGGUUGGCGACCAGGUGGAAGGCUUGAGGGCACAUUUGGCGAAGAGGAAUGAGACAUUGACUGAGUUAAAGGAUCAGAUUCGGGAGGAGAAACGGAGUCGGUGA